AUGAAGGUCGCCAUCCUCUUCCUCGCCGCCGCGCUAGGCUCUGCAAGCGCUUCACCGGCCCAAAACUCGCAGAAUGCGUGUGAUUGCGACAAGCGUUAUCAAGUCGCUCCUAUCAGCGAGGAUGAAGGGUGUCCUCUUGGCUACACGGCCACCCUGAUUUCUGGGAACUUUGAAUGCGUUCAACCCGGUUGCUCUGCUGAGGAAUACGCGAAUUGCCGCCGCAGCAGCAAUCCAUCUUUAAAGGUAGAGCCCGCCGUGUGGUUGCAGCUCUGUUCAACUCUACACCGGAUACUUGACGCUGAAGAAAACCACCCUACUACUAGAGAAGCUAUGCAUCAUCAUUAUGCCCAAGAAGAAAAAGCCAAGGGUACAUAUAAUGCCCUAGUUGGCGCCAUGGGCGGCCGUGCGUCAAAGGCCAAGUAG
Metarhizium acridum CQMa 102 is the source of this 423-nucleotide messenger RNA. Lineage: Eukaryota; Fungi; Ascomycota; Sordariomycetes; Hypocreales; Clavicipitaceae. The record is from RefSeq and is a predicted model, not a curated record.